Messenger RNA from Castor canadensis (American beaver), 2655 nucleotides. It is a transcript of the gene Mrm1, whose product is annotated as mitochondrial rRNA methyltransferase 1. Gene Ontology annotation, molecular function: rRNA (guanine) methyltransferase activity; RNA binding. Gene Ontology annotation, cellular component: mitochondrion. The record is from RefSeq and is a predicted model, not a curated record. Gene Ontology annotation, biological process: rRNA methylation. NCBI's taxonomy places the organism in Eukaryota, Metazoa, Chordata, Mammalia, Rodentia, Castoridae.
AGAGGAAUUUGCCAAAGAGAAGGCAAACAGGGUGUGCAAGGUUGGGAAGCCCAGAAAAGAGUACAGUAUUGUGUGAAUAGCACACAACUUAGUUUAGGAGCAAGACAAGGAUGAAUCCUUGUGAAGCCAAAUGGUAAGUCUGAGGCGAGCAACACAGUGAGUCAAAAAAAAAAAAAAGGGACAGGCUGAAAAGGUGGCUCCAGCCUUGGUCACUGGAGAUCUGAGCAUUUAUCAAAAGAAUUGGGCCAUUACCUGUGGGCCAAAGGCAUCAGUGGUCUUGUCAGUAGGGAAUAGGCUCAGAGGUCACUUCAGAAAAGAACCAGUGGCCAGGGGGUGGGAAGUAUCUUUGGGGUCAUGCAGAUGUGGGGAAGGAGGCACAAAACAAAGACUGACUUGGAUGAACAGGAAGCCAACCCGUCCCUUCAAAUUGUCCUUUGCUGGUGGGUGGUUGAAUGUGACCUCCCGGCUUCCUAGUACCCGUCAAGGUACAGGGUGCAACCAGCACCAUCUCCACCCAUCCGCCCGCAACCGUGGAGGUCGCUGCUCAGUAAGCCCCGCAGGGGGCGCUGUGGGACGUUUUGGGGGCCAGUCAUGCGCAGUGCGGCGACGGGCAGGGGGCGGGGCCACAGGAACCCGGAAGCGGAGGAACCCUUGUGGGGAAGCCUGGGAGGUUGCUGUGUACCGGCUUUCCAGUUCUGGGCAGUCCUCAAGCCGGCACUCGGAAGUAUUGGUCCCUGCUGAGGGGACGGGGUGGGGGUAGCAGUUUGGCCGUCUUCUUCAAUAUAUUCGGACGACCGCAGCGGGGUCAUCGAGCUAUGAGACUGCUCCCGGUGAUUAAGGGCGCAACCUGGUGUUGCGCCGGUCGCUUUGGCGCGCGUCGUUUCUCCUCUGCGGCUAGGCGCGGGGAGCGGCCUGGCGGGGAGGAGCUAAGCCGCCUGCGGCUGGAUGACUUGGCGCCAACCCCCCGGCUCGAGCUUCUGUUUGGCCUGUCCCCAUGUCUCCUGGCUCUGCGGGCCGCCCGCCGCCGCGUGGCCCGGGUCCUGCUCCAGGCCGGCCGGGCUGGGGUACAAGGGGAGAGAGCCGAGCUGCUUAGGGCGGCCGAGGCGCGGAACAUCCCAGUCCUGCGGCACAGACGGCAGAAGCUGGACGCCCUGUGCCGCUACCAGGUGCACCAGGGCGUCUGCAUGGAGGUGAGCCCAUUGCGGCCCCGGCCUUGGAGUGAGGCCGGGGAGACAAGCCCGGGAGACGGCCCCCAGCAGCUGUGGCUCGUCCUGGAGGGGCUCCAGGAUCCCCGGAAUCUUGGGGCUGUGCUGCGCUCCGCUUACUUCCUCGGAGUGGACAAAGUCAUCACCAGCCGGAGAAACAGCUGCCCGCUCACUCCAGUAGUCAGCAAGGCCAGCGCGGGGGCUAUGGAAGUGAUGGACGUGUUCGCCACUGAUGACCUGGCCAGUGUUUUGCAGGCCAAAGCUCAGCAGGGCUGGCUUGUGGCAGGCACAGUGGGCUACCUUGGGCCUGAGGUUUCCCAGUCUUCCCAGAUCCCCAUCACUGGUUGCUUGGAGUUCAUCUGGGACCGGCCAACUCUCCUCGUGCUGGGAAAUGAAGGCUCUGGUCUGUCACAGGAGGUGCUGGCCUCCUGCCAGCUUCUCCUUACCAUCCUGCCUGGGCGCCAGCUGCCUCCUGGACUUGAGUCCCUGAAUGUGUCUGUGGCUACAGGAAUUCUGCUUCACUCCAUUUGCAGCCAGAGGAAAGGUAUCCCUGUAGAGAAGGAGAGAGGGUAACUUCUCCAGGACCCUCAACAACCCCCAGCUACAUCUAAAGAACACCCAGUGGCUCAGCACCCAGCAUUGUCUUCAGGGUCAGAAAAGAGAGGCUAAAUGGGGGCUGACUUGAACCCUCCAAGAUGAGCGUGUGCUGGAGUCAGAAUGGGUUACCCACUCCCCGAGGCUCCCACAUGCUGGAAUCUGCCUGAGUAUACACCCAAACCCCUGUUUUGAUGUUGGAGAUGGUAGUUUGUUCAUUUCCAGGAUGGGCUAGGAUGGAGGGUGUCUGUCCUCCCAGGCCCCGACUGGAAGUCAAGGAGAAGUCUAGACAUCAGAAGGGAAUCAGGCAGUCCAGGCCAGAGGUUUGAGUCCUCCUGAGCCAGGUGUUGCCUGUGGCAAAGGUGAGUGUGAGAAUGUAGAGGCCAAGGCCUUCUGAGUAUAGACCAGGUACAAACCCCUACCUCACAGGGUUGUUGUGAGGAUCAAAUAAAAUAUCACCAGGUCAGUGGGUACUCACCAAAUGGAUGUUCUGCCUACUUCCUCUGCUAGGUGGCAGCAUUGCCCUUUAAUCCGUGGUUUCCUUCCAGUGCUUUUGUAGCCCCUUGGUGAGACGCCUGACUGCAGCUCCAGACACUGGGAAAAUAAGCAAAUGCCCCUUGACCCCACAUCACCCCCCUCAAUCAGUCAGUCCAGCUCAGCAAGGACUCCAUGACUCAAGCCCUCACCUUUGAGUCUGAGGUGAUGAAGAUGGGAUCACUCUUGUGCAACCAGACAGGCUUGGUCUCCACCAGCUGGGUCCCCAAGUGUAGCAGAAGCCAUGAUUUGAGUCAUGCAGAAUGAAGGUUCUCAGUCUUGGCUGCAUAUUGGAAAAAAAACCAAGCAAACCCAACACUGC